AUGGUGCUGGAAGAGCGUUGUUUGAAGAAGAUCUCCAUAGCAGUUGAAAAUGAUAGUGCUUUAUUUCAUGGUUUGAAUCAACUACAAGAAAUUGAACUAUGGAAUAGCAAAAGUAAAAUAGUUAAUGAGAAUAUAAGGAAUAUAUCAAGGCCAUUAAAGUUUAUCAGUCUAGUGAAUCCAGUAUACACACCAAUAUGGGCAAUAGUUGAUAAGCCAUAUAUUGUGUUCUCCUCUGAUGAAAACACGCUGUCGGUAUUCCAAACUUUAAUGAACCAUUCCAAUUUAAAAGAAAAUGUAUUCAACAAUGCCCUAUUAGCCAGUAUUAAAGAUACUUUAUUCAUGCUGUUCUAUAUCGAAAUGGUUAAUGAGAGCCCCAGUGUCAAAUGCUUGCUACUUGAAAUCAAUUUCAAUAAGAUAAAUGAGGUUUUAAAUGGAGAGGAAGAUAUGAGUACUGAUGCCCCAUCAGCAUAUUUUAUUGAUGAAGUGUUGGCAAAGAAAGAUGAAAUGAUUGACAAUCUGCUCAAAAGACGAAGCGAUAAACAACAAUUAUCGAGGGCAAAGAAACAACAAGUUGAAGAUACAGCUAAAGAUCAACAGUUGAGGAUUGUGAAUGUUCGCCAAAAUUUCAAAAAGAUCAUAAACAAGGAGGUGAAAAGAAGAUUGACUGGUCGCCCAAAGUCCACACAAAUUGAAGCUGGUGAGAUUUGCUUCAAAGCUAUGAGCUUCAAGUUUACCAGUCUAGAAAGCAUGGAUGAUAGAGAUGAAAGAGAAGUCAAAGAUUGGCUCAAUAUUUUCUUGAGUGUAUUGGGUCUUUGA
Molecule: messenger RNA, 816 nt
Organism: Hansenula anomala
Lineage: Eukaryota; Fungi; Ascomycota; Saccharomycetes; Phaffomycetales; Wickerhamomycetaceae
Exons: 3
Coding region: 1-816 (271 amino acids)
Source: RefSeq, a predicted model, not a curated record